Molecule: messenger RNA, 2919 nt
Organism: Talaromyces atroroseus
Lineage: Eukaryota; Fungi; Ascomycota; Eurotiomycetes; Eurotiales; Trichocomaceae
Exons: 10
Coding region: 1-2919 (972 amino acids)
Biological process (GO): malate transmembrane transport; malate metabolic process; pyruvate metabolic process
Cellular component (GO): membrane; mitochondrion
Molecular function (GO): malate transmembrane transporter activity; NAD binding; malate dehydrogenase (decarboxylating) (NAD+) activity
Source: RefSeq, a predicted model, not a curated record
AUGCCUCAAUCAAAGUUCGAACAUCUGCCCCGUGCAGCGUCGGGGCCUAUCGAAUGCCCCUACGAGGGCACGACACUCAUGCAUAUUGCGUACUACAACAAAGGCUCCGCAUUCCCAGAGGAUGAAAGAAAAGCAUUCAAACUCGAGGGCCUUCUGCCCCCCGGGAUACAAUCGUUGGAGGAGCAAGUAGAAAGGGCCUACCAGCAAUACGCAAGUCGGCCCGAUGACCUGGCCAAAAACACCUUCAUGGCUAGCAUGAAGGCGCAAAACGAAGUGCUAUACUACAAACUUCUACAGGAGCAUCUGAAGGAGAUGUUUAGUGUGAUUUACACUCCGACAGAAGCAGAGGCAAUUCAAAACUAUUCCCGUCUGUUUCGAAAGCCGGAGGGUUGCUUUCUGAAUAUCAAUGCCCAGGACAAGAUUGAAGGAAUCUUGAACAAUCUUGAGGUAGAAGAAGACAUCGAUUACAUCGUUAUACUGGGAAUCGGUGAUCAAGGCGUGGGCGCCAUCUUGAUCUCAACUGCCAAGUUGGCUAUUACGACGGCAUGCGGUGGAAUCCAUCCAUCCAGACAGCUUCCGGUGGUGCUUGACUGUGGAACAAACAACGAGAAAUUGCUCAAUGACCCAUUGUAUUUGGGUCUUCGACAACGACGUGCUCGAGGAAAGGAAUAUGAUGCAUUCGUGGACCAUUUUGUUCACGCUGCAAAGAAGAGAUUUCCCAGGGCAUACAUUCACUUUGAGGAUUUUGGACUGCCAAACGCGAAACGCAUCCUGGAUAAAUACAAGCAGCAGAUACCCUGCUUCAAUGACGAUAUUCAGGGAACAGGUUGCGUUACUCUGGCAGCCUUGAUAACGGGUCUUCAUGUGAGCAAAGUCAAAUUUGACGAUGUUCGAAUUGUCUGUUUCGGUGCUGGAUCAGCCGGUACAGGUAUUGCAGAUCAAAUCAGCGAUGCAAUAGCCACCGAAGCGCAAAAAGAAAAGUCUGAAGCAAUGAAGCAGAUCUGGUGUAUCGAUAAGCCUGGUCUCCUGCUCAAAUCUCAAGGGGAUAAGCUCACACCAGCACAAACCCCCUUCGCAAAAGAUGACAACGAGUGGCCGGAUGGCGAGGGUCUUGAUCUGCUUUCCGUAGUAAAGAGAGUAAAGCCUCAUGUCCUGAUUGGAACUUCGACUCAACCGGGGGCUUUCAGCGAAGAAAUAAUCAAGGAAAUGGCUAAGCAUGUUGAGAACCCGAUUGUGUUCCCAUUGAGCAAUCCUACUAAGCUCCAUGAAGCCAAACCCCAGGAUAUCACUGAUUGGACAAAAGGGCAAGCUCUGAUAGCCACUGGAAGCCCAUUUCCUCCAGCAAAGUACAGCAAUGUUGAAAAGGAGAUUGCCUUCCCGGGGAUUGGUCUCGGAUCAAUCUUGUCUCGAACACGUCGGCUGUCAGUGAAGAUGGUGGUGGCUGCAUCCAAAGCAUUAGCAGCCAAGGCUCCUGCGCUCCAAGAUGCGACAAAGCCACUACUGCCUGACGUCGAAGACGUGCGAGAGAUAAGCGUGAAUGUUGCUAAGGCUGUUGUUCAACAAGCCGUGCAGGAAGGACUGGCUCAAGAACAGGGUAUUCCAGGCAAUGAGGACGAGCUGGAGGAAUGGAUCCGGGCGCAGAUGUGGGAACCCAAGUAUCGGUCCCUGAAGAAAAAGCCCGCUCCAAAGAUUCUCCUCCACAUGUUUGGGACCAAGAUCAUUAAUGAAAGCGCUGGUUUUGAGACAAUGAAACCCUUCACCAGCAGGCAAAAGGUAAGCCUCAAAGACCGGCUGUGCCAGGUCUCUUGGGGCUGGUUCUCCAUAUCCAUGGCUACCGGCGGUAUCGCCAUCCUCUUGAAAAAUACACCGCACAAGUUCCACGGCCUCGAUACAAUCGGCAAGAUCUUCUUCAUUCUAAACCUCGUCAUUUUCAUCACCGUUUUCUUGUGCUUGGGCCUUCGCUUCUGCACCAAGCCGUCAGCCCUGAGAGAAUCUUUUGACCAUCCCAACGAGAGCUAUUUUGCAGGAACGUGCCUGCUAGCAGUGGCGACAAUCAUCAUUGGAUCUGAAAUCUAUGGGACGGAUGCCUGUGGUCCCUGGCUGCAGGUUGCCUUGCGCAUCGUCUUCUGGAUAUACGCUGCUUGCUCCAUCCUGGAGGCUCUAUUCCACAACUGGUAUCUCUAUCACCGCAGUAUGGCUAGUCGGCAACCCUUUCCGAUUGUUCGACUAUUACCAUCUUUUCCUGCUAUGCUUGCCGGUACCAUCGCGUCGGUUAUUGCGUCUAAUCAGCCCCGAAACCAAGCAUUGCCUAUUAUUAUCUGUGGCGUCACGUUGCAGGGCUUCGGGUAUAUCGUUUCAUUUUUUAUCUACGCAGAGUACACAUUUUUCCUGAACAAGAAGGGUCUCCCAUCCCCUCCUGAGAGGCCGGAAAUGUUCAUUGCCGUCGGACCGUGGAGCUUCACUGCACUCGCACUGAUUGGGAUGGCGGAGGAGGCUAUAGAGAAGUUUCCUUCGCGAUAUAUCAUUUCUUACGCAGACCCUUCCUUCACUGGAGAUAGCUCUGUGACGGCUAGCACUAUCGUACUAGUCCUUGCCACGAUGGUAGCCAUUUUCCUGUGGACUAUGGCCUUUUUCCAUCUCUGCGUAGCCAUUAUAAGUCUUGUGGCAGCCUGUCGGGUCUUCGGGGGGCCUGGAAUGGCGGCCAUGUCGCUUACAUACUGGAGCAUGGUGUUUCCGAACACCGGUUUUGUGUUAGCAACAGUUAGAAUCGGACAGGUCUUGCAGUCUGAAGCAGUCCUAUGGGUGACAUCAGUUUUGACGGUCUUGCAGGUUGCCGUAUGGUUGACGGUAGCGGCGGCGACAAUAUGGGCAGUUGGAAGUCGUCGCAUGCUGUGGCCAGAGCACAUGGAGAAAGAAUAA